AGCUGCUUUUGAAGGAGAGGAGAGGAGGGGGACAGAACGGACGGGCGGAGAGAGAUUCACAGUGAAGCGAAAGGGGAUAAGGAAGGAAUCCUGCGGAGCAUGUAAGCACCCUGUUUGGACUCAUCGAGCAGCUGCCACACGGGAAGAGUGGGAUUUGGGCUCACAGCAAGCCAGCAGCAAGUUGAGACUCCUCAGGAUUGGAGUGGAGAGGCAACGCUCGACGAUCCGGUUGGAAUAUCUGAAGCUGCGUGCGUGGAGUCAGGCUUGAAUUGUGGAAUUUGAGGUGCGGGGCAAUGGCGCAUUGCCCAUGUUUGCGAUUGAAUUGUCAGGGGGCCGUAGCCGGGAGCAGCAGCCUUCGCAGCUCCAGUGUGCUGAGGGGUGGUGAAAGCUUUGAAACUCAAAGGCUCGACUGUGGAGCGACGACAUCCCGACCAGACGCAGGUAGAGUUCUGGCAAGGUGCCAUGGCGAUGGAGAACGAGUCGAGCCCGUUGUUCAGCAGCCCCAGCCCCGUUCUGCGGGUAGGCCCGUGAAUCUACAGGAGUCGUCCUCGUCACAAAGAGAGGAUGACGAGGAGGUCGGCGUGAAAUCCCGGCGGCAGAUGCUGUGUGGUCUGUGCGCUGGGAUUGGGAUGGUGAUGGCGGGGGAGAAUUCCGAAGCCGUCGCUGCCGAACCCUCCGCACCAGUUCCAGGCCCGCGUUGUAAAAAUUGUGGAGGAGCUGGAGCUGUUCUAUGUGAUAUGUGUGGAGGAACAGGAAAGUGGAAAGCAUUAAAUAGAAAGAGGGCGAAAGAUGUCUAUGAGUUCACCGAAUGCCCCAAUUGCUACGGGCGUGGGAAGUUGGUUUGUCCUGUUUGCUUAGGAACAGGCGAAGGUAAUAACAAGGGUCUUCUAAGGAGACCCGAAUCUAAAGCUCUCCUGGAUCAGAUGUAUCACGGCAGACUACUCCCCAGCAUGUAGUUUGUUUUAAUACGCCAGAAAUCCUCGAUAUGUAACACUAAAAUCUGUAAGAUGCGUGCAAAAGUUUUGGCUGCUCGAAUUUUUUUUUCUUUCUUCUAAACAAGAGGACAUUUCUACCGUUUGUGAGUAUCUGUUAAACUUCUGUACUUUUGCCAACAUUUC
Molecule: messenger RNA, 1118 nt
Organism: Marchantia polymorpha subsp. ruderalis
Lineage: Eukaryota; Viridiplantae; Streptophyta; Marchantiopsida; Marchantiales; Marchantiaceae
Source: the annotation of a GenBank genome assembly